Molecule: messenger RNA, 2860 nt
Organism: Megalops cyprinoides (Indo-Pacific tarpon)
Lineage: Eukaryota; Metazoa; Chordata; Actinopteri; Elopiformes; Megalopidae
Gene: trmt1
Product: tRNA methyltransferase 1
Exons: 16
Coding region: 168-2216 (682 amino acids)
Biological process (GO): tRNA N2-guanine methylation
Cellular component (GO): nucleus
Molecular function (GO): metal ion binding; RNA binding
Source: RefSeq, a predicted model, not a curated record
CUGCGUACAUGUGACGAUUCUGUAGCAUUUCGUGGUAGCUGCAAGAGUGUGGUGUAAGCGACAUUUGCAGAUCUAAUCAACGUUUGAAGGACAUUUUCUGGAAAAAAAUAUAUUCUGUCAAUUGAAAAAUACCACCAAACCGUGGAGUGGAACCUUAGCGCUGCUUUAUGCUGGUCAGCGCCGCGCGGUUGGUGUGUUUUACUGCCCGGCGUGCGCCCGUGUCCAGCGUGCGGAACGCUAUUCUGAAGGCACCGAGUGGAGCAGGCGUCACAUCUCACAGAGGACUGAGGAUCAUGGAUCCUUUCACAACCCCUAAAGACUCCCAUGUAACCACCGCUGUCUGCGGAUCAGACGUUAAACCUGAAGUCGCUACAGACGCCGGAACCCCUCUGGAUUGUGGGGUCAAGGGCCUCUCCAGCUCUCCAGCUGAAUCCAACCAAGGCACGGGACUGUUGCCCGGCGAGACCGUGGUGAAAGAGGGUAAAGCAGCCAUCUUGUUUCCAAGUGCCAAUGAGGUUUUCUACAACCCUGUGCAGGAGUUCAACAGAGACUUGACGUGUGCCGUGAUCACAGAGUAUGCGCGGGAGCAGUUGUCAAAGAGGGGGGUGCGGGUGCUGGUGCCGGGGGAGAAGGAGCGCGUGGUCGUCAGUCUGUCCGAUGACGGCCAGGGGACCGAGGAGCAGGAGAAGGACGGACAGCAGGAGGACGGGGAGCAGAAGGCGGGACAGGAGACCGAGACGGCUGUCGUGGGAGAGCGCUACGAGCGCGGGCUGCGUGUGCUGGAGGGCCUGGCCGCGUCGGGCCUGCGCUCUGUCCGCUUCGCCCUGGAGGUCCCGGGCCUGCAGAGCGUGACGGCCAACGACUGCUCCGCCCGUGCAGCUGCACUCAUCGCGCGUAACGCCCAGUACAACGGCGUCUCGCACCUGCUGCAGGCCAGCCAGAGGGAUGCCAGUAUGCUGAUGUACGAGGCUCGGGGGCGCAAGGAGCGUUAUGACGUCAUCGAUCUUGACCCCUAUGGCAGCCCCGCCCCCUUCCUAGAUGCUGCGGUGCAGGCUGUCAGUGAAGGAGGGCUGCUCUGUGUGACGUGCACAGACAUGGCUGUGAUGGCGGGGAACAGCGGAGAGACAUGCUACAGCAAAUACGGCUCCAUCUCCAUCAAGGCCAAGUACUGCCAUGAAAUGGCACUGCGUAUCAUCCUGCACAGUUUGGACCAAAGAGCGGGGGUGUACCAGCGUUACAUUGAGCCCCUCCUCAGCGUCAGCGUGGACUUCUACAUCCGCGUCUUCGUCAGAGUGCACACAGGCCAGGCCAUGGUCAAGAACUCUGCCAGUAAACAGGCGUUGGUGUACAACUGUGUGGGCUGUGGCUCCUUCCACCUGCAGAGAAUGGGCAAGAGGAUCAGCCAGGGCAAGCAUAUGAAGUACUCUGCAGCCACAGGACCCCCUAUUGGCCCAAACUGUGAGCACUGCGGCCACCGACACCAGUUGGGAGGUCCUAUGUGGGCGGAGCCCCUCCACAACACCCAGUUCGUCCAGAAGGUUCUGUCCGCUGUGUCAGGGAACCCGUCCCGAUUCGGGACGUCCCGUCGCAUCGAGGGCAUGCUCAGCAUGGUCACGGAGGAGCUGGAGGAUGUGCCUCUGUACUACACACUCGACAGCCUGAGCAGCACUGUGCACUGCAACACCCCGCCGCUGCUGCAGUUCAGGUCUGCCCUCCUCCACGCUGGCUUCAGAGUGUCCCUCUCUCACGCCUGCAAAAACGCCCUCAAGACUGACGCUCCCCCCAGUGCACUCUGGGACAUCAUGCGCUGCUGGGAGAAGAAAAACCCAGUGAAGAGAGAGAGACUGUCAGAGACGAGUCCAGCGUUCCGCAUACUGUCCACUGAGCCCACGCUGCAGGCGUGUUUCGAAGUUCGCGAAGACGCCAACCCCCAAUCUCGGCGCCGCCACCUCGUCCGCUUCCAGGAGAACCCGCAGGCCAACUGGGGGCCCAAGGCCCGCGCCAAGGCGGGCGGGGGCAUUUCGACAGAGCUGGAGGACAGGAGGAAGCAGUACCAGAACAAGAGGAAGAACCAGAUCACCGAUGCUUCCCAGCUCAAGAGUUACCCCUGCAAGAAGUUCAGAAAGGGUACGUGCUCACGUGGAGAGGAGUGCAGCUAUUCUCACGAGCCCCAACAGGAGGCUGGAGAAGGAGAGAAGGUGGAGAAGAUGGAGUGAUGGCAUUCUCUCAGCGGAACAUGUUUACAUCCUCCCGUCCUGCUCCCACCCCCCAGGGAAGGGUAGCCAUGCAUCGGCCGUCAGCUCUUUCACACCUUCACCCAACCCUGACUCCCCGCCCCUUCCUCUGCUCCGAGCUGCGAAUGCAAUCAAAAUCUCUCUCAGGACUGCUAGCUCCCAAUGCACAAUAAAAAAAUUCAGGAUAAUGCGUUACGUACGUCCUAUGUCUCAUGUACCGAUCAAACAUUGUGUAAGAGUUCACAGAGGUAAAAGACUUGAGAUGUGAGAUUAUGGAGUUCAAACCAAAGGCCUGCAGCAGAGGGUCCUAUGAUGUGAGCAGAGCUUGGAAGACCACUUGAGGCGUUUAAGGAGCAGGGUUGAGCACAAGGGUUUGAAACCGACAAACGCUGAAACCCAGAAGCCGUGCUCCUAGUAGAAAGCAGUGUGGAGUGCUGGACGGAAAUGUUUUGUGUGCAUUAAUGUGUGCCUUAGCUGUGAAUGUGAGAGGUGGGGGGGUUGUAUUGUGGUUCCAUAAAAGAACCACGUUUGAAACGAUGGGAAGAGGAUUUCCAAGCCCAGUGAUGUGCUGUAUCUGUGGUGUUUUAGUUGACGGGUAACAUAAUGUAAAUUGCAGAUGUAUAGGA